Messenger RNA from Phytophthora nicotianae INRA-310, 860 nucleotides. RefSeq lists its product as hypothetical. The transcript has a single exon. NCBI's taxonomy places the organism in Eukaryota, Oomycota, Peronosporomycetes, Peronosporales, Peronosporaceae. The record is from RefSeq and is a predicted model, not a curated record. The coding region runs from base 132 to 545 and encodes 137 amino acids.
AACCAGUCCCAACUCCCCAUCUUGUUGCACGCUCUUGUCGUCGACCGUACUGCAUCGUGAACGCCGUGGGAUCACUGUGUACAUACAUUAGUUGCUUACGUCCUAUUAUAUUCCUUCUGUGCCGGUACAAAAUGCGCUUUGCGUGCUUCCUGGCCCUGCUUGUGCCUACCUUCACCGCAAGUGACAAGGGCAUCGCCAGCGCCGUCGAAGCUGCUCCAGGCGAUGUUGUUCGUGUGCCCGACAUGAAGCGCAUCGAUCCGGACAGCAAAAUUCGCCGUCUCAGGAAGAGGAAGAAACCGGAAAGUGAAGAACGUAUGAUCGUACCUCCUUACGCUGCGAUGAUGAACGUGAUGCAUUCGACUUCGACUACUUCCACAACUUCGACGCAAUCAUCUCAGAUUCUUCACUCGAUGAAGGACCAUACGCCGCUGCCCAAGUGGGCGAAGGCUCUUGUUGCUGUACUCAGCGUUGCGGCGGCAGCCGGGAUCGUUGUUGGCGGUGUCAAGUUAACACAAUGGCUCAACCAAUCACUCCAGGGUGAAUGAGUUUGUUGUUGGGCGAUCGGAAAAAAAAAAAUAACGUGAGGUGUCACCUCACCAAAGACGCCUGCAUUCGUCUAGUUAUCUUAUUUUGGGUUAGAAGGCUAGCAACAACAAAGACACCUUGCUUGAGUUGCGUUGACUGAGGUCUUGACGUACCAUUAUUGCAAGCGACACUUUUUCAGCAACUUGGUUACCGCUACAACUAAGAAAAAGAAGAACUUCGACGGUGCGUUAUACUUGUAUUUCAGUACAUAUUCUGUGCUGAAAAAAUAUUGCGCCUUUGACGCAAGAAUAAUAUCACCAUUGAGUAGUGUUCCC